AGUGGUUUGAAACGAACUCACAAUGAUGAACUCACAAUAUGUUUCAUAAAACUCACACUAUUCGAGAACGCAAAAUAAGACAGCAGGGGAUCAAGAUACGCUCGAGCUGCACAAGCGUGCUGGUCGUCGGCGCCGGCAAAGGGGUGCUGGAGCCGCGGCUCGCUCUGUGCGCUCUCCUGCACAAGUCCGGCAUCAGGGCUGAAACAUCGCGAAAAAUGAACCCCAAGUUCCUCAGUCAACUGCAGCACGCAGAAGAACAUGGCAUCCCGGUGGUGGUGGGGGUGGGAGAGAGCGAAGUGCAGGAAGGAGUUGUGAACGUUCGCUGCACCGCCACUCGACAGGAGACCCAGGUGCCUCGCGUCCAACUUGUUGCUCAUCUCCAGCAGCUGCUUCCUACCCUUGAAAAAUUGUAACUUUUGCCCCCUGAAAUAGUUUUUUUUUU
Hyalella azteca is the source of this 442-nucleotide messenger RNA. Its product is annotated as histidine--tRNA ligase-like. The record is from RefSeq and is a predicted model, not a curated record. Gene Ontology annotation, cellular component: mitochondrion. The transcript has 3 exons. Bases 39 to 413 code for a protein of 124 amino acids. NCBI's taxonomy places the organism in Eukaryota, Metazoa, Arthropoda, Malacostraca, Amphipoda, Hyalellidae. Gene Ontology annotation, biological process: mitochondrial translation.